UUUCGAAUCAAGGAAAUUAAUGAAAUCGAUCAUUCACAAUAUUAAUAUAUGAUUUAAUAUGGAAAGCUAUAAACUCAAUUAGAUUUAAGUACUGCAUUGUACGAAUCAGACGCAUAUCGCACGUGAAUCACAAUAUUCUAGGAAAUGAGUAAUACUGAUAACGCCUCGUGUUUUGUUCCUGAUUUCAAGUCAUAUUGUGAUGAAGAUAAUACAUUGAUGCGAAAUUUUUCGGGAAUGAAUUUACCCGAGAAGAUUUUAUUCGUAAUUGAUACGGCAAAAGAGAAAAAUUGUACUCCCUUUAAACUUUCUACAGGAGCUAGCUAUACUCCUUUAUUUAUGAUAAAACGAACUAUAGAAAAUUUUAUUUAUAUUAAAUCUAUCAUUCAACAUAGUCAUGAAUAUGCAUUAAUGAUUUUGAACUCUCACAGCUCUAGGUGGAUAUGUGAUUUUACCAAUAAUACCAAUAGUAUUGUUAAUCACUUAAAUCUUAUUAAUGAUGAUUUUCUAGAAGAAGAUCAAAAGUCAUAUGAUCUUGGACAAUCAUUCGAUGAAAUACAACAAAAAUUACUUCUAUUAACAAAGAAAUAUGAGACUACUGUUCCAACAUUUGUUAUCAGAGUAAUUUUAGUGUAUUCACGUUCUAAUAGUAUCCCAAAAUUUCAUAUCGGUAAAAGAUCUUUAGAUACUCUUAUAAAAAAUCCAUAUUUUUUCAUAGAUGUAUUAUAUGUACAUGAGCCACCUUGUUCCGAAAAUUUAUGCGAAGAAAUUUAUUCUGAAAUAGCAACAUUGGAUACAACAAAUUUUUCAUAUAUAUUAGAAGUAGGAAGAAAUGCAGCAAAAUUACACGAUAGUAUGGCUAAAUUAUUGGCACAUCCUUUACAAAGGCCACCACAAAAAGAUGUAUGUUAUACAAUUUGUUCGCCUUCUGCUUCUCAAGAAACAUGUAAUAAUGUUUAGCUAUAUAAUCUUUGAAAGUUGUAAAAGUAGAUAUUAAUAAGUUUACAUAUAAUAUAAUCAUUGACAAUGCAAGCAAUAAAUAAAAAAUAAAUGAAUAAAUAAAAUAGAAAAUAUAAAAA
Messenger RNA from Apis cerana (Asiatic honeybee), 1076 nucleotides. Its product is annotated as BRISC and BRCA1-A complex member 1. The record is from RefSeq and is a predicted model, not a curated record. Gene Ontology annotation, cellular component: BRISC complex; nuclear body; BRCA1-A complex. Gene Ontology annotation, biological process: positive regulation of DNA repair; mitotic G2 DNA damage checkpoint signaling; double-strand break repair. NCBI's taxonomy places the organism in Eukaryota, Metazoa, Arthropoda, Insecta, Hymenoptera, Apidae.